This is a messenger RNA of Chelonia mydas (Green sea turtle), 4297 nucleotides long. RefSeq names its product smoothelin (gene SMTN). The record is from RefSeq and is a predicted model, not a curated record. The transcript is spliced from 21 exons. Bases 318 to 3278 code for a protein of 986 amino acids. Gene Ontology annotation, molecular function: protein binding. Gene Ontology annotation, biological process: actin cytoskeleton organization. Lineage: Eukaryota; Metazoa; Chordata; Testudines; Cheloniidae. Gene Ontology annotation, cellular component: filamentous actin; microtubule organizing center.
CAGCUGCGGUGGGAGCGGAGCGGAGCCGGGACGUGGCCGGGGCUUAUGGCCUGGCCGAAGCAACGUUACGUGAGGUGCGCAGGGCAGCGCUCCGGAUUAGAGGGGGAGGGAGGCAGGCACCCACCCACCGACUAAUCCGGAUUGAAGAAUUCCUUCUGUGAGCUGGCAGCCCAGUGCAGAACGGGGCCUGACCCGGCCCUACGACCCGCUCCCAUCUGCUCACUUCCACGCAGCAUCCAGCCCUGAGAGCUGCCCAGAACAGUGCAGUGACUGAGACCAGACCUGCCUGCCUGUGUUUGGAGUGAAGGGAAGCAAGCAUGUCUGAAGAGAACCUCCUGAGCAUGGAUGAGGGAGCCCUCCGGAAACUGCUGGAGGCCACGCUGGACCUUGCUGAGCGGCGCCAGAUCCGCUCGGCCAUCCGGGAGCUGCGGCGCCAGGAGCUGGAGCGGGACGAGGAGGCUCUGGCGUCCAAGCGCUUCCGCUCGGAGCGCGGCAGCCACCGGCAGGAGAACAAGGAGAACUGGCUGCGGUCUCAGCGGCUGGAGGAGGAGCAGCAGAAAUCUCUGGCACUGCUCUCUGGGAAGCUCGACUCCAUCACGGACGUGGAGGAGCUGACGGCUCUGCUGCGAGGAGCCGGCGAGUACGAGGAGCGCAAGCUGAUCCGGGCCGCCAUCCGCAAGCUGCGGGCCAAGGAGAUUGAGGCUGCAGCCUCGGCAGGGAGAGCCCACGGCAGCCAGAAAGGGGAAAAUGAGCCCCUGGCCUCCAAGGGGAAGGAGAGCCCGGACGGGGGCAGCUCUGUGCCAGAGGACCUGGAGGAGCGGGAGCGGAUCCGGGCUAAGAUCCGGGAGCUACGCAGUGAGCAGAGGAGAGAGCCCCAGAAACCGGAUGCCCAGGACCCGGCCUCGGGGACCCUGCUGCUCCUGGACCCGCUGCCUCCCCCGCACUGCUCCUCGUCCUCGGAGCUGGAGCCACAGCAGAGAGCCGAUCCCCCGGAGCGCAGCUCCCAGAGCCCUGAGCCCGGCCCAGGGGCAGAGCAGCCCUGCGCGAGCCUGACCAGCCCUUGCGCACAGGAGGGGGACGGCGAGGGGUUCGGCCAGCCAGAGGCAGGGGGCAGUGGGGAGCCCAGCCAGGGGGAGCCAGAGCAGCAAGAGGCACCUGCAACCACGAGCGACAGCUGCCCAGCGGAGGAGACCUGCCGGAGGCUGCCCAGCAACAGGAACCAGAGCAGCCAGGUCAGCUCCUGUGUCAAAAGCCAAGCGCCCGAGAAGCCAGCCAACGCUGCCAACAAGACGCGAGCUGCGCCCACCCAUGAUGUGCCAGGAACCCCUGCCCGCCAGGAUCUCUCCCGCCACACCCACAUGCCAUCUGCGCCAUUCUCCCCGCUCCUGGCCCACAGCACAGAGCCCGCACGGGAGCAGCCCUUCCAGAGAGCCAACUCGGUGCGGGAGCGCGUCCGCAAGUUCACCUCGGAUUCCCUGGCCCAGCCUGGUCCCAGGUCCUGCAGCCAGAAGUGGGAGACCCCUGGCAAAGGCUCCUGGGUCCUGCAGCAGCAACUCCUGCGCCCCCAGGGUGCCUGGGGCUCAAAGGCGGGCGGUGCCCAGUGCACAGCAGACUUACCCAGCAGUCCUCGGUGCGGACUCAGCCCAGCGCCACUGGGCCAUGCUGCCCUCCGGGGAGCCAAGGAGGGCUCGGGGGGCCCCCCAGCCAGCAGUCGUGUGGAGCGCCGCACCUCCUCCUCGGAGGCAGAGGCUGCGAUUGCCGGGGGCCCAGCCUGCCCUAAAGAGGAGGGCAGCUCUGUGGGGAGGAGCCAGGCUGGCCAAUCACAGGGCAGCCUGCUGACGUCCCCCCAGAGGCCCAUUGAAAACGCCGAGGGAAGCUCGUCCGGCACAGAGGAGCCUGGCGCCCACUCUGCCUCUCUGCCCAGCCGCCCGGCCCGGCCCCAGCCUCCUGCCUGUGGCACCAAGGCCAGCGCCAGGGACGAGGACCCCAUGAAAACACUCUUCACCAUCGAGAUCAAGGAUGGCAGGGCCCAGCCUGUCAGCAGCCGCGUCGUGGGCGCACCGGGCAGCCAGCGGGCAGAGCUGACCCUGGGGCUGCGGAGCUCGCCCAUCCGGAUCAGCAGCACCGGCACCGGCAGGGUCAGCACGGCCAGCAAGAUGGAGGCGGAGCUGGUGGAGCAGCCCCAGGUGCUGGUUCCAGAGCCGGAGCUGCCCAAUGGGAUGGAGAAGGCCCAGGCGAGGGAGCCGGAGAAGAGGAGCAAGCUGAGCGCUGAGGAGCUGAGCAGAAUCGAGGAGGAGGACGUGCUGGAUAAGAUGCUGGACCAGACGUCGGACUUCGAGGAGCGACGGCUGAUCCGCACCGCCAUGCGGGAGCUGCGCCAGAGGAAGAGAGAGCAGCGGGACAAGGAGCGGGGCCAGCGGCUGCAGGAGAUGAAGAACCAGGCCGCGGCGGGGAAGGCGGCCCAGGCCACUGAGACCACCACCCAGCAGAGCACCCAGUCGGCUGAUGGUUCAGCCCGCCACACACUCACCAAAACUGAGCGCCUCGUCCAGUCCAACGACGGCACCAGAACCUCCCGUAUGACAACAGUGGAGUCGAGCUACACAAAGCGAUCAGAGAAUGGCAGCACGUUCGUCCAGACCAAAUCCUCCUACAGCUCCUCGUCCAAGAAGGUGGGCAGCAUCUUUGACCGCGAGGACGAGAGCAGCUCGCGCCAGGGCAGUCUGGCCGCUCUGGAGCGGCGCCAGGCUGAGAAGAAGAAGGAGCUGCUGAAGGCUCAGAGCCUGCCCAAGACGUCGGCCACGCAGGCGCGGAAGGCCAUGAUCGAGAAGCUGGAGAAGGAGAGCGGGAGCCCCUCGAGCCCGGCCAUGUCGCGGGUUGCCGUGCAGCGCUCCUCGAGCUUCGGUGUCCCCAACGCCAACAGCAUCAAGCAGAUGUUGCUGGACUGGUGCAGAGCGAAGACCCGGGGCUAUGAGCACGUGGACAUCCAGAACUUCUCCUCCAGCUGGAGCGACGGCAUGGCCUUCUGUGCCCUCGUCCACAACUUCUUCCCCGAGGCCUUCGACUACGCACAGCUGACGCCCCAGAACCGCCGCCGCAACUUUGAGGUGGCCUUCUCCUCGGCAGAGAUGCUGGUUGACUGCAUGCCCCUGGUGGAGGUGGAAGACAUGAUGAUCAUGGGGAAGAGGCCGGACUCCAAGUGCGUCUUCACCUACGUGCAGUCCCUCUACAACCACCUGCGGCGCCAUGAGUUACGCUUGCGGCAGAAAGAGUUCUAGAGCCCCCCCGUCCUGACCCCCCUGUCCUGGGCACGGCUGCAGAGUAAAUAGACCCAGCACUGCCCUGCAGGGACCCAGGUGUGCAGAGGGGGUGCUACCCAUCCCCAGCAGAACUGCCCAGCCACCAGGCUGCCCCACAGGGCCUGGGUGAGGCUGAGACUGGUCCUGCACUGUCUGUGCUCUGCCCCCUGGCCAUGCUGCGAGCUCCCUCCAUCUUCUCCAUGGCAAGCUGAGCCCCCAUGGUCCCUGGCCUGGUCCCCCUGCCAGCUUGGCUCUCACCCCUCUGCCCUGUGCUUUAUAGAGUAUUGUUUUAAGUUAUUCAUUUUAAAGGAAUUGUUUUUAUGCUGUGCAAUACCCCCGACCCCACUUGGGCUGGGAGAGCCCUGUGUACGUCUCAGGCUGGCUGUGUGGGCCUAUGUGCUGCGUAGUGGCAAUGGGCUGGCAUGGUGCUGUAGACACCUGGCCCAGGGGUUUGUCGCUGGAGUUACAUGGGCGGGUGAGUGAGUGCCCCCCACUGCCCUGCUUCCUCCAGGGCUUGAGGCCUGGGUAGCUGGUCUUUGUGUGUGUGUGUGGUGGGGGGGUUCUCUGCCCUUGGGGGGAGUUGCCCUCCGUGGCACUCCAGAAGGGUGCUGCUCACACUCCUGCUUGCAGCCCUCUCCCUUGGGGACCUCCACCCUCAGCACUGUGCCCACACCUGGGGGCAGUUCCCACAUUGGCACGCUGCUGCCCUGCUGCUCACCCCCACCCCUAGGAGGCACCGCCACUGCUGGGACCCACAUUCCCUUUGCCCUGGGGAGCUGGACUGGAACCCGGUGAGGGGGUGGGCUCCUGGGGCAGGCCUUUCCCAGUGGGGCAGCCCCCGGGGCUUGGCUUGGCACCUCCCACUUGUUUCCUUAGCCCUCCGACCUGGCUCCGGGCCCUUUGCACUAAGUGCCACUAGUCAAUUGUGUAACCAUUUCUACACCCCCAUAGACACUUGUAUCAGCACCAGCCCGACAAUAAAGUUCUGUUAUACAGGG